AUUGCCCCAAAGUAGCAAUUUCAAACACAGCCUUUCUGGCUUGGCAUCUGAGCUGUGGAUCGACGACAAUAACCAACCCAACCUUGCUCGAUCUAUUAAUGGCCGCCGAUCUCACUCGGUAUCGCAUCAUGAUCAAAACUCCUUAAUUCCUUCCCCUAUAAAUCUUCCCAGCCACAACAAAUCUCUCCAUUCUUGAAAACCAAAAGGGCAUGCAACAAAAGAAAGCGAACGAUCGCCAUGUUUCUCUGUCCUCGUUCUUCUGCAGCAAACCAGAAGAAUCCAUUACUCCAUUUCUCAUUUACCAUCGUCACACUCGCCUUCUUGAUCUUCUUCUUCUUCACGAAACCAACUUUCUGUUUGACAGAAAGAAGCCUGGAGGCGUAUUCCUCCAUACCUGCUGCCAAGUUCCAGCUGAAAAACUUCGGGAGUUCCCUCCUCGCAUGCUCUAUUAUUGAUCCUUACCUCAGAAUAGAUGUCAGCAUCGAGGGGCCUCUCAGAGACGAAGAGAACAUCACAGUCACCGUCAGUGGCGUUUUGGUUCCCUCCGAUCUGAUGUGGGUUGGCCUCGUUUCUCCUCCCGACGUAGACGUUUCUCCUUGUCCUCUCAAUGCUUUCAUGUAUGAGCAAACAGGAGACCUUAGCAGCCUCCCACUUCUCUGUCAUUAUCCCGUCAAGGCACAGUAUCUAAGCAAAGACCCUUCGUUUUUAAACUGCGAGAAGGAAGUAUGUCAAAGGAGUCUAGGGGAGGCCUGCGCGUUGAAGACAUGCAAUGCUUCGAUAACGUUUCAUGUGGUGAACAUAAGGACGGACAUCGGCUUCGUGCUCUUCCAUGGUGGUUUCGACGCCCCCUGCGUCCUCAAGAGGUCCAACACCCUGCGCUUCGACAACCCACUCAUGCCUCUCUACCCCCAUCUCUCCUCCCUCGAUUCCACAUCCACCUCGAUGAGGGUGACUUGGGUUAGCGGUGAUGACACGCCCCAACAGGUGAAGUACGGGAAUGGAAUGUCUGCAACAUCAACGGUUACCACAUUCACCAAAGACGACCUAUGCAGUGGUAAUCUUCAGAGCCCAGCCAAGGGCUUUGGGUGGCACGAUCCCGGUUAUAUUCACUCAGCAGUGAUGACAGGACUGGAGCCGCUCCACAGCUACUCGUAUAGAUAUGGAAGCAACUCUGCUGGGUGGAGCACAGAGACAGAAUUCCACACUCCACCUGCUGGAGGUUCUAAUCAUGAUCUUGUAUUCAUUGCAUUUGGUGAUAUGGGAAGAGCUCCACUGGAUCUCUCUGUUGAGCACUAUAUGCAGGCAGGGUCUCUCUCAGUAGUGGCAACCAUAGCAGAUGAAAUUGCGUCAGGAAGGGUAGACUCAGUAUUUCACAUUGGAGAUAUCAGCUAUGCUACUGGUUUCCUAGUAGUAUGGGACUACUUCCUGCAGUUGAUCACGCCAAUAGCCUCUCAUGUCCCAUACAUGACAGCAAUUGGAAACCAUGAAAAGGACUACGUGAACUCUAACUCCGUGUACAUAACUCCUGACUCGGGGGGAGAGUGUGGAGUUGCAUAUGAAACUUACUUCCAGAUGCCAAUGACUAAAAAGGAUGAACCAUGGUACUCAAUUGAGCAAGCAGGGGUUCAUUUCACUGUCAUUUCCACAGAGCAUAGCUGGAUUCAAGGCAGUGAUCAGUAUAAAUGGAUCAAAAAAGACUUGGCUUCCGUGAAUCGGACAAGGACACCAUGGCUAAUACUUACAGGACAUAGGCCAAUGUACUCUUCUGCUGCACCUGCGGUCAUUCCUAGUGUUGAUUAUCUGUUUACUGCAGCUGUGGAGACACUUCUCAUGCAGUACCAGGUUGAUCUAGUGCUCUUUGGCCAUGUCCACAGCUAUGAAAGAACAUGUGCAUUAUAUGAAGAUGUCUGUGUGGCCAUGCCAAGCAAAGAUAGCAACGGAGUUGACACCUAUGAUCAGUCCAAUUAUACUGCUCCUGUUCAUGCUAUAAUAGGAAUGGCAGGGUUCACCCUCAGUAACUUCUCAGACGAUCCUCCAAUCUGGAGUUUGGUGAGGAUUUCCGAAUUUGGAUACGUGAGGUUCAAUGCCACAAGGAAGCAGCUUAAAGCAGAGUUUGUGAACUCGAGUACAAGGAUCGUGAGGGACAGCUUCAAGUUAAUAAAGAAUUAAAAGGCAACUGGAUUCCUGCAAAAAGAUUUUGGUGUAACUUACAUCGAUCUGCAAAAAGAAAAAUAAUAGAACCAGAAUUUCUUGUACAUAAAUACAUAGAAAUGUGUUUGUGUGUGUGUGUGCGCGCGCGCACGUGUGUGUGAAUGAAGUAAAGUUAAGCCUCCCUAGAUAG
This is a messenger RNA of Nymphaea colorata (pocket water lily), 2341 nucleotides long. RefSeq names its product probable inactive purple acid phosphatase 1. Bases 238 to 2169 code for a protein of 643 amino acids. Lineage: Eukaryota; Viridiplantae; Streptophyta; Magnoliopsida; Nymphaeales; Nymphaeaceae. The transcript is spliced from 13 exons. Gene Ontology annotation, molecular function: acid phosphatase activity; metal ion binding. The record is from RefSeq and is a predicted model, not a curated record.